CGGCGCUCUCCCGAUCCUGUGCCUGCUUUCUCGGAAGUCAGCUCCCCUCGGGAGAAAUCCACGGGACUUCGCAGACUUCCCCGAGAAGGGUUUAUUAUAUAGGAUUGUCGCCUUGGGGCGAAAAUAAGAGAGGAGACAAAACCGUGAUACUCUAGAAUCUGGGCAGAGGAGUUUUGUUUCCUGGAGUGGGGAAUCUAGUGGAGGUAGUCAAAAGUUGGAAAGGAAGGAGAUAGGAGGGGAAAGCGGGGAUUGCGGGCGGGAGUUGUUAAAACUUGCACCAAGUACACGAGAUCGUACCAUUGUACAACGUGCACGUUAACGGGAAAAGUAAUACUUUCGGCUCUGUUGUUACGCGGGCUGAUGCGGAUGAGCACCCUACUUCGGCUAUAAAAGGCACUGCAAAGAGCGGGAAAGCCAACACUUCUGGAUUUGGAGUAGCAUUAAGAAUCUGCAUUUUUAUGUGCUCCUUGAUUUGAGACAGCUGGAGUUUGAGGGCAGUCAGUGGGACCGGGUGAGAAGGAGGUGCUGGGAAAAUGAAGGACAUAGAACAGUAUUGCUGGACCAAAGCAAGGGGUGGCUGCAUGUGACAAGGAGGAAGCAAAAUACUUCAGCAUUAAGCACUCCCGGGCACGUUGUGUGAGUCCACUCUCGCGGCAGUGCCAAGGGUACUGCACUGGGGUCGAGGGGAAGGGGCUUCUUGGCUCCCCUUCUCCCAGUGGCAUUGAAUGUGCCAGGAGGUUAAUGCCCCUCUCUCCAAGUUUAUUUUCUUCUGCCCCGCCAACUUGACCCAGGCACCGGCAUUUCAGUGAGUCCAGCAGAAGAGGAGCACACAACAGCAGAAACAAGAGUGUGAGUGCUGCCACAGAGCAACCCUUGGCCGAGACGGUGAUGCUGGGCUGCUCUCUUUGGGGCUCUGUACCCCACACACCAACCGGGGAAAGGAGAGGACUUGGGUGGGCUGAGCUGCUGCUGCUGCUGCUGCCGGUACUCUCCGGCUGGGCUUUGGCUCAGCAGCCUGCCGAUUGCCCUGAGCUUUGCGAGUGUUCAGAGGCAGCCAGGACAGUGAAGUGUGUCAACAAGAACCUAACGGAGGUGCCACAGGACCUUCCCCGCUAUGUGAAGAACCUCUUCCUGACAGGCAACCAGAUCAGCAGCCUGCCAUCUUAUGCGUUUUUCUCGGAGCCCUUCCUGAAACUCAGUAACCUCAACCUGAGCAGCAACAACUUGGAGCGGGUGGAGACGGAUGCUUUAGCAGGGCUGCCCAGCUUGAAGCAGCUGGAUCUCAGUGGCAAUCCCCUCACUUGGCUCAGCCCCGCAGCCCUUGGCAAUACAAGCAGCCUCUUAGAGGAGCUGAACCUGAGCAACUCCCUCUGUAACUUGACUUUUGUGAACCUUGCUGAGCUGUUUCAGGGAGGAGCUCUUCUGAACUUGAAGCGCCUGGAUCUGUCUUCUAACUGUCUGUAUUUCCUGCCUGUAGGCAUGUUCUCCUCCCUGGCCAACCUGCAGCACCUGGACCUGCACAACAACUCCCUGGUGAGUUUGCGUAAUGUGUCCUUCCAGAGCCUCCAUCAGCUGCAGAGUUUCAACCUCAGUGACAAUGCCCUCCUGUUCCUGGAAAACAGCACCCUUCUGCAGUUCCACAGCCUUCCUGGGCUCACGAACCUCAGCCUCGGCCACAACCCCUGGCACUGUGACUGCCGCAUUGAGGACUUGGUGGACUGGCUCAAGGAAAGCAUCCAGGUGGAGGACAAGGAGACCCUCAAGUGCUCUUCUCCCGUCAACGUGCAGGACAGCCCCUUAGUGAUGAUUGACUUGUCACACCUGAACUGUCCUGUACCAACAGAUAGUCAGCUGCAGACAUCUUACGUCUUCCUCGGGAUAGUCUUGGCCCUUAUUGGUGCCAUUUUCCUCCUGGUUUUGUACUUGAACCGAAAAGGCAUCAAAAAGUGGAUGUACAAUAUCAGGGAUGCCUGUAGAGACCACAUGGAAGGCUAUCACUACAGGUAUGAGAUCAACGCAGAUCCCAGGCUAACAAACCUCAGCUCCAAUUCUGAUGUCUGAAGAAGCACUGUGGGAAAGCAGGCCAAGCACACAAUAGCUAUGCAUGAAGUGUAGACUUUUUAGCUUUACAUCUCCCCCUCCCCACACCCACAUGCUUGCUGCCCCUCUGCACACCCUCUUAGAGACAUCACAGACUUACUUGUGCCAUGCCAGAGAAUGAUGCUUAUCUGAACUACAAAAUUCACAAGUUUGGUUUCAUUAUUAUUUUUAUUGCCCAUAGUCAAUUAUGCAUGGUAUUGGGCAAUGUGUACACAACAUAAUUCUGUCUCCCUGCCUGAUUGCUUUGCAACUUGCUAUCGACCCUUGCUUGGAAAGAUCUCUCACCGUCUAAAAAGAAAAGAGACAUUUUCGCUUUCCUCUCUCUUAUGUUUCCAAACCAUGAGAGCAUAUUUUAAAAGCACCAUUCAACAAAGGCUGCCUCAACUUUCUUUUGGGAGCAAUAUUUUAUCCAUCGAUACUAAUUUUGGUUUGUAAGCAUCCUAGUUGUAAAGAAUUCCAAUAAACUACAAGCAUGUUAGAACACUUCUUUGAAAAAGUUCUCUGUACAAAAAAGCAAAUAGGGAGCAUGCCGAUUCUUGGUGAUUUUACAUAGUAGGUAAAACCUCAAAACCUCAAUAAAGUAUUUACUGUUUUUAAAAGGUACAAGCACUUGCUAUUUACAUGAAAACAGGAUUUUUUAAGGACCCCCUUCCCCAUAAACUGCAUAUGAACUGAAUCUGAACUGUUAAAUAAUUCAAUAAAUGUUCUUACAAUAACUUCUGUUUUGCUGAAGUAUGCUGUUUCAAUGCUCGUAUCUGGAAAUGAAGCACAGUAUAGGAUAAACUUCUGUAAUAAACUCAUUUUCCCUUUGCAAAACAUGGCAAAUGCUAAAAAAAAUUCAUUUAUUGUUAAGAUAAUUCAUGUUUGCUUAGAAGUGUUUUCAUCAACGUAGUUUACCUUUCAGUGAGACUAGGAAUAUACAAAGCUAUAAUAACUUGAAUGUGUUUAUUAAAUUGCAUGUAAACUGUAAUAUCUUUCAUUUUACAAUGUCAUUUUUCAUAUUCUGUUCUUAAAAUGACUGCUGUUCAACUUGCUUAAAUGUGCCAAGGAGGGUCCAUUUAAUUACCGCUACAGUUCUAGAGGUAUUACUUUUGGAACUGUUACUGAAAUUUUGCAACUAAUUUCCAAGUAAUUGUCAUGACCUGGCCAAAGAUAAGCACUUAUGCAGUCCUAUGCUAUGUAUAUUCCUCAGAAAUACAUUUUAGUGAGUUCAAUAGGAUUUACUCCCAAGUAUAUUUGCACAGGACUGGAGUAUUAAAAGGUGCAUGGAUUUCAGUGGGAAAAAUUAAAGCAUAUCUAACUUUCUCCUAUUGAAAUCAAUAUUACUUAAAAGUGCUUAAUUGAGGUUCUGUCAUACCUAAUGUGUUUAAGUUUGGGAUAAUAAACUGUAGUCAUAUCAUACAUACUUACCAUUCAAGUGUAUCUUUGUUCAUUUGGAAGUAAGAGUUUCAGUAGGGCUUACUCCCAAGUAAGCAUGCACAGGAUUGUAGCUCAACUGGGAAAUAAAUUCUGUCUAAAUCAAUGUGAUUUAGGACUUACAAACAGCAGAUUGGGUAAUAAAUGCUACUUUGGAUUAUUGGAGCAGGAGACUCUCACAUAAUUAAAUAUUCAUUUAUGCAUAGAAAACUGGUAUGUUGGGGAAAGGAUUCUAGUGUAGCUUUCGCCCAAUGUACCAUUAAACAAACCAACCAACAAACAAAAAACAAAUGUAAGAAUGCACACUGUGGUUUUCCCCUCCCAAUGUAGCUAUGCACAGGGCAUUUUCUAUAUGCAGGGAAUUUUUUAAUAUGUAUGGAAAACCACUCAAUUAUGUUGGCCUCUCCUCACCAACAGUGUGAAGUUGCACACUCCAUACCCAGGUGAUAAUAAGGCCUCAGUUGCAAGUAAAUGUGUGUAGGACUGCAAUUCUAAGCAUACUUACUAGGCACCAGACACUACUGAACACACAGGACUUACUUCUGAAUAAACAUGUAUAGGUUUGCUGUAUGAAUGGUAGUUUGUAAUCUAAGUGUUAUUCCUAAGGCAUUAUUGAAAGUCAAGACUGCAGAUCUCUAUAAAUAUAUACAAAGAUGAUGUGUACAGCAGCUCUCAAAACUUCCUGGGAGAUAUAUUAUAUAUGCACUUUUAUUCUUUUAACUUGUGCAUGGCUAUGGCUAUAUGUGACUGUUUUAUCAUAAUGCACAUUUGUACUGGUAUGCUUUGAAAACCGCAAUAUCAGAUGUACUUUGGAUGCUGUGGACAUCAUAAUGGUACAGAAGGUACAGGGAACAUGUUAUUAGUGACCAAGAACUUAAGACAGCAAAAGGAAACAAAUUGACACAGUGUUCUAAACAUCCUAAUUGCUGUAUCGACUCUUAACAGAUUCUGACAGACGAGCUCAAUUUUAACUAAGCAACUUUAUCAGUUCUUGCUACUAGAUACGUAAGCCCUGGGCUCCAAGUAGUAAGUACACGCAGUUUUGCUUUUGAGAGCUAAUUAUUUCAGCCAAGUCUGAUAAAAACAGGUAACUUACUUAAGAGUGCAAUCUUGUGUAUAUUUAUUUGGAAAUAAGUCCCAUUGUGUGAUUCUUAUUUCUAAGUAAGUGUGCACAGGAAUCUAGCUUAGUUAUCAGAACUUAAAAUUCUGUAGAGCUUAAUGUCACAGUUGUUGCUAUUAAUCUCAGGUGUUCAUAAAGCAUACUGUCCCACUGAGUAACACUAAAUCUCUCUUUGAGAUGUUGUUGACUUUUAAAUUCACAUUUAAAAGUCAAUACUAUAUUUUGAGGCUCAAGAGAAGUUAAGAACCAUGGUACAAGGUUUUUGUAAAUAAAAUAAAGCUGCUUAUUCUAACUACAGCCACUUUCUUCUAACUCAAGCUUAAAUAUUACCAGUACAUGAUAUGGGAAGUUGCCUUUUAUAAAAUAGCAGGUACCAACUAAAAAUAAUUUUAAGAAUGGCAUAACUGCUGAACAAAUUAGAAGUUUUGUGGGUUCACUGCUUUUAAAUCUGAGUUUUUGCUGUAGUUCUCAACUAAUCUCAGUAAUGGUCAACAUUUCCCCCCAGAGAUCACUCGGCACUGCUGGGUUUCAGUUCUACUGCCCUUUCUUAAGCAAUAAUGCAAUGUAAAUUUUAGAUUAUCAUAUGUAAAAUGUGUACCAGGCAAACAAAUGAACAUGUGCACAGAAGUUAAAAAUAAAUACAGUGACACAUCAUUUUGUUAAGAAAAGGCUUUGAACAGUGUCACGUGUGAUUUGGAUUUAAAUCGAACAGCCUUUCAUAAACUACCAUACAAAUCUACCAUUUGUAAUGAACAAAUCUAUUGUUCUUGUAUCAAUAUCCAUUGGACAGAGACUAAUUAUCAUGUUAGUUUCAUAAAAGUGCUGUUCACUUCUGUUUCAGAAUUAAGUUCUCCCUUUGCUCUUCUGUGCAUUUGUUAACAUUAGGGAUGUAGAUGUCUGAUACUGUUUUUCAAAUGAUAGGCACAUAGAAUUGUUUGUUUGCCAAAUAAUAGAUAGACUUGUAUUUCAUAGAGCUUACUAUAUUUGCUGUGAAGUAAUGCAGAGAGCUUAGUUAUCUUACUAGGAAUCAGAAUAAUACAUAUCAAAUCAUAUAUAUUUUAUAUAUUUUUCCAGCAACAAAAGAAAAAGCCCUGGCCCCAACCAUCCACCCGCCAGUUUGAAAUGCUUUAUUUCUAUCUUUUUCCUGGAGCUUUUGUUUUCGUAUGCUAUAGUUAUUCAGCUUGUUGUGACAUGCUGAGUGUUUCUUUGACAAGCGAAAGAUUUUAGAGGGAGUUACAAGGUGUGCAAUAUCAAAUUUGUGAAGAAGUAAAAAAAAUGUAUUCUCCUCUGGAUAAUAUUUUUACCUUGAGGAAUGCAACAAAAUUCAACCUACCUCCUUUGCAUUGAGUAACUUAAAGAAAUCAGAUUUAUUUGCUAAUUUGGAAAUGUCAGAUGCAAAACCCUGGUUGUUGACUUGCAUGGCCUCAGGAUUUCUAUUGUCCCAUUUGGACAUAGAAUGAAACCUCAGGUAGACAAAACUGUAGCUAAUCUGUGAAGCUGGGAAUCAUGCCGCAAAUGACUGACACUAACUGCGGUUUGUCAACCUCCAGCUUCUGGGCAGAGGAAGCCCUCCCUCUUCCUAGUCUGACUCCCAGCAGCAGCAGGAGGAGCAAGGAGAUGGCAGAGGGUAUGGCAUCAACUCCAAGUGGUAGCCAGCGAGAAAUGCGGCCUCCCUAGAACUGACACAUUUAUGGGCUGCUCUGAGCUGGCCUCUGUAAGGUGGUGGGAGGCGCUUGCACAGGAAACCCAGGUUAUAGUGGUGGCAGAAUUUGGACGACCCAAUUCUGCCUUCUAACCUCAGGUUUCAGCAGCAAAAUUCACUACAAACUGAGGGUUCAAAUUCAGGGUUGGGAGUGCAAAUGGAAUCACGGUUCAGUGACAAAACCACGACCUCACGCUUUCAGACAAUUACAAAUUCAAACCUCUGGUACAUUUACCUCUGGUUUGGAGUUCUGUCUGAACAGGGCCUACAUCUCUAUUAUGUUAUAAUACGAUGACAAAUACGAAUACGAUGAAUAUUUAUAUAUCACUUUUCAACAGAAGUUCCCAAAGCGGUUUACAUAGAGCUAAACAAACAAACAAAUAAUUUCCUAUUAAUUUGUGAUAGGCACUAGCAACUAUGUGUAGUUGAAAAAGAUAGCUGAGGCCAGCUAGACCUCUUCAUAGCCAUGGAAAUUUGGCAUGUUUAAACUCUGCAGCUCUUCAUGGCAACUUUUUCUAUUUGCCAAAUCAUUCAUAACACUUAGUAAAUGUUUUCUGGAUAUCCAAAUUAAACUUGCUUUGUUUGUCUUUCAUCCACUGGCUCUUCAGCUGCCAUCAUAGCUUCCGUGGCAUUCUACACAUAGCAAUGGAGGUAUGGAUGUCCACUUAUGCUCCAUUUGCUAUAAAAAUAUCCUCACAACACACACACAUCCAGGCAAAGAGCUGCCUAAUGAUGGACACCUUUGGCCAUGCCAGCAAUCCUUAGAUUGCUGCAUCCAGAGCCAUUACCUGCUAUACCUUUACGUAGCAAUCCCUGCCUUUCAUGUGUUCUUGUGCAGAAUUUGUGCACAUGAGAGAAGACAAGCAAUGAUGUAGAUGGUGGUCCUUGCUAAGUUUUGCCAUUAGAGGGCUUGGAAAGGAGUUGUUUAUCCUCUUCUAAAUAAGUAGCCUGUCAAAUGCUUGAAAACAGUGGUCACAUGCUCCAUUAAAUUAACGGUAUCCAUUUCCCCCCAGCUUUAUGGCUGCACAUAUGAUUUAUGGGAGAGAAAGGGAGGGGGGCCCUUGAUGAAAUUCACAAGCCCUGCUGCAGAUCAUGCCACCUCUAGCCUCCUAAAAGCAGCUGAGGGUGCAGAGGCCCCCUGGGCAGCAGCGAUAUAGGAAGAUGCUGAAAGGCAUCAUUUCAUAGUGUGCGGGAAGAGGCAAUGGUAAACCCCUCCUGUAUUCUAUCAAAAGAAAAACACAGGGCUCUGUGGGUGCCAGGAGUCGGCAUUGACUCGACGGCACACUUUCCCUUUAAAUGCACUCGGUGAUUACAAACUGGAUCACUAGACUAUAGAUUAACAAGAUAAUGCACAAUAUACAAGAUUCUGAAUAAAGACUCUGCAGCUGAAGCUGUGUUUGGAUGCAGUGGUUGUGCUCAAAUAUCUAUUCUCUUUAGAGGUUUCUAGUGCUCUGUCAUCAGGCACUGAUCAAAGGUACACCACCUUUCAUUUCACUGAAGCACCGGGUGCUCUCAGGCCAUACGACCAUUUAGUUAUAAAGCCCUCACAACAGUAGGUUGUUAAUAAGAAUUCACUACAAAGUAGCACUAUAUGAAACUAUUCCGUGUUGAGGUUUCUUGUUUUAAUCUCCCAACUCAGAAUUUGAUUUUUUGUUUGUUCAGAUCUCUUGCCAACGAAAAAGCAGUUGGAUGACUGCAGCUAGAUGUGGAUACAUAUUGUUUUGUAUUCCCUCUUAAAGUCGUGACAUUUAAGGAGCUCAGUCAAAGCUGGCACAAUCAGAAUCUAACUUAAUUUUCUUUCUUUCUUCAGCAGCUGAAUGGUCACAAGCUACAACAAUAACUCUGUACAUGUGAUGAAGUCAAAUAAGAUUUGGUAAGAGAACAUUUUCAGUUUGAAGCUUCUCAGUUCCUUUUGAUCUACUACAGAAGCAAGGCUGAGCUCACAGCUGCCGUCGUGAAGGAGCCCUUGGUAAUGUCCUUGUCAACAAUGAGGAUGACAACAUGGCUUGGCAGAAACAAUUAUUAUUUGCUUGAGACAAUGUUCUGUCAUUGUAAUUGACUUGUGGCCAUCUGUGUAGUGGAUGAGAGUUCCUAUAGAAGCCCUUAUGGAUGCAUAUCUUAUGAUACAUCCUUGGACUUCUGCACAAAAUAACAAGAAGUAUGUGCUUCGAGGCUUGCUGCUCAAGGGUUUCAGUUGCAAUAUAUCUGUGAUGACAAAAUGCUGCUUGUUAGAAACAUAUGGAUGAAGACAUAAGCAAUUUUGCUAAAUAGGAAUUAGAGGGGAAAAGGAGACACGUCUCAGGCUUUGAUUAGCUCACUAGCAGGAAGGUUUAAGAGGAGUCCAUUUCCCUUUUCUCUGGCCAUGAUUAUGGUUGUGAUGUGCCUCUGACCCAGAGGUGCUCUUACCCCUGGACUUUGGGGCCAAUGUCCAGGGCCUUCACAGCCCCUGGGCCCUCCAAAUCUUCUUUAGUCUGUCCCAGGUGGUGUGGUUACCCAGCCAAGCAUGAUGAUGCUUAAUUUGCAGGAGAGGGGGGCCUCCAAAGGCCUUUAGGUCCAGGCUCCAAAAUUACCUAGGUGCACCUCUGCUCUGACCGAGGAACCACGCGGGGCAGGGCUGUUUCCGACAUGCCUAUACCUGCAUGUUCAAGGUGGUGGGCAGAAAGAAGAGUGUCAGCACCUUGUUUUGUUUUAAAGACUAUUAGCUUGCUCUUUUGGAAUGCAAGAGAAGUACUUGAAGGGGUGGUGGCGGCGGCACCAUUCCUUUUUUUUGCAUUUUAAAAUUUUUAUUGGUUUUUACAAUAUCUUAACAGUCAAAUUACAUUUAAUUAAGUAAAUAUUGACUUCCCGCUCACCAAUCUGCGCGGUUCAUAUUAGCUCUACAAAUCUACCAUUUCUAUAAUAAUUCAAAACACAUAUAGUCCACAUUGCAAACUCGAUUUUACCCUACCCAACCAGCUGUUAUUACUAAAUUUCAAACCCUGCUGAAAGGUCCAUAUUUGAAAAAUAGUUCUUUAAAUAAAGUAAGUAUGGCUCCCAAUCUUCGUUGAAACAUUCCAGGUUUUCAUCCCUUAUGAGUGCUGUAAGUUUUGCCAUCUCAGCGUAUUACGGCGGCAUCAUUCCUGGUGUAUUGCAGGCCAUUUUAGUGCUGUAAACAUGAGCAAACCAUGCUGCUCCUCAUUUCAGUUGAAUUGUGUGAGGGUGUAGCCGUCAUGCAGACUGUCCUUCCAAACUGUCCAUACAACAUUCUUUAUUCCUAUGUUCAAAACAUCCUAGCUUAAGGUUGGGUAGGAUAUCUAUCUCAGUUAUAUGAGCCUGUGAUUCUUUGAUGCUUUUUAACCAAUUCAUUCCCUAUUCUAUUUGUUAAUUUCCAUCUCCUCACCCAGUAUAGAAAGUACUUUAAUCAGUAGCAGCAAUAUGUUCCAUCUUCUCUCCCUCACUGCCAUCUUCUUAAUUAGUUAAUAUAAUGGUGAUUCUUUUUUCUUUCCUUCCUACCCAAAGUUCAUAUUUACCAAAAAGGUAACAAUAAUAUCUAUUCCUUCUUCUCUUCCUUACUUAUUUUUAGUCAGUUUUAAAAUGGGAAGGCUCUUUCUGACUGAUGUGUUGCACAUAUUUUCUUUGGCCGACUCUAAAAUGGCAGCUUUUCUUCUCUCUUCCACACUACCAAGCACCCAGGGAGGCAGCAGGUGAUUAGCUAUGGACUGUGUGGUCCUGAACUACUAGUCAAAUGAACAGAAAAACAGUGGACAGGCCAAAUUCAUUUUCACUGUGGCAGAUAUGCUAUUGAACUUAAACCGAAUGUACCACUGGUGGGGGCGGGGGCACCAAAUUUCUUUAGAUUUGAAGCUCUAAGCCAAAAAUAAUAUGGUAGUUGGGAAUCUGAGAUUUAAGCUUUGGAAUUCAAAGCUGGAUUCCACACAUGAAAGCGGAAAUUGUUCCCAUUGUAUGCCAAAAUAAGGAAAGGAAAUAUCUUCCCCCUUCUCUCCUCCCCCACCAUACACCAUCUUCCUCCAUAUUGAUUCUGCACUUUACUCUGGAGACUCAGACUUCUGAAAUUAGGAAUAUAACUACUUUAUGGUGAGUGCCAGUUUUGGACCUUGUGUUGAUUUCCUGCAAAUCUACGAACGUAAAACUUGCAAGCAACACAGGAACCAAGAGUGCCAGAGUUUGGCUAAUACUUUAAACUGGCAUCAGCAGAGUUUGGAGAGAUCAAGAGCUGAAAUGGAAGGGCAGGGGCAGCAAGGGGAAGACUUGGUUUCACAUUCUGAAACCAAAACUGGGCUUGAAAAUAGAAAGUGCUCAGGAGGGAGUUAUUGCCCCUUAGUACGAUUGCAUUCCAAAGUGCUGCCUGUUGGUUAUCCCAAGAGUAGUUUAUAUCCACCGGCAGAAUUCUUUAGUUGUGUGUGUUGUAUUGAGUGUCUGAAAAUGUCAUUGGUAUUGCAUUGGUAUUGCCACACAUCGGGCCAGUUCACACAACUGAGAACUGGCCCAACUCGCUGCUUAUCCCAGGAUAACUCACCCAACACACCUUGAUUUUCGCUCACCUGCGAGCAGAUCAGGGUUAGCUAAAUAGAGCCACCACCACCACCACCACCACCACCAUUUGGCAAAUGAUCAUUUUCAGAGAAUUUAACCAGGAUUUUUAUCCAGGAUUUCACAGAUGAGUGAAAUUCAAGAGUGCCCCCGGUGAGUUAGCCUGGUUCUUAGUCUUGUGAACCGACCCAUUGUAGCUCAGCCAUCUUUCCUAUCAGCCUGGGUAUCUAAGAGAGCGUCUUCUUCACUAUGAGCCCUACUGCUCAUUGAGGUCAUCUGAGGAGGUCCGUCUCCAGUUACCACCAACUCGUUUGGUGGCUACACAGAGACGGGCCUUCUUGGUCGCUGCCUUGAGAUUGUGGAAUGCGCUCUCUGCUGACAUACAAUCCUCCUCAUCUCUGGCAAUUUUCAAAAAAUACCUGAAAACCCAUCUUUUCACCUAAUCUUUCUCAGUUUCCUAAAAAAAAAUUAGGUUUUAAUCUCUGGUUUAUUUUUAAAUUUUUAAAUUGUUUAUAGUUUUUUGUAUAUGUUUUUAACUUGUUUUAUGCUGCUGUUAACCACCCAGAGACAAAAGUUUGGGGUGGUAUACAAAAUUGAUAAAUAAAUAAAUAAAAAUAAUAAAUAAUUACAAAUUGUGUAAAAGAAACCUAUCAGGCAAGGUUUUAGUACUCUGACUCUAAGCUAAUUGGUCAUUUGAACAUAUUGAACUUAUAUCAGGCAUGGGUUUUCUGUCUGACUGACUGAGCAUACGCCCAAAGUUAAAAUUAUGCUUAAAUGUUAUUGGCCUGGUGCUAAACUGCAUAUACUUAGUAUUCAAAGGAGCUGACUCAGGUAAAUAUGCAUGAAGGUCAAACUAGAUGAUAUGCCAUUUGCAUUGUGUGCUUGAUUUUUCUAAGGUAAACUGCACUCAGAGAAUGAUCCCGCUCAGUACCAUGGUGGGGAAAGCUUUUCUCAUUGCCUUCACAACAGUCCCAAUCCAGACUGGGCCACCUGCCGCUGCUAUUGGCCCAAGUGAAAAGGUCAUAUUGGCUCCAAGGUCACAGUUGUGCAAAAUAGUGUUGAUUGUGUUGUUUUUAAAAUUUGAGUUUUCACUCAUACACUCUGCCCUCCCAAGCCUCCUCUAGUCUCAUACGACUUGUACAGGUACAGCUUGAAAAUUGAGCAAAUGACAGUGUUUAGCAGACUUCAGAUUUGAAGUCAACUUUAUUUGACUUCAGUUCAAACCAAGUCAGUUCAAAUUUGAUUCAACUUUGUUAAAGUAAAUUGUGUUCUCCAGAAAACAAUGUACAAGAAAUUGUGAUUGAGGUAUUGGUUCCUUAUUGGAUAAAUUGCACAAUCCAUCUGGAAUGUCUCCUAUGAGAGUCCUAUUGAAAUGAAUGGCAGUUGCAUAAGAGCAUUACCAUGUUGCUACAUAGCUCCAAUUCAUUUCAAUAAGAGUUGCACAGUAUAGUUUCCUGGCAGAUUGCACCCAACACCUUUUCCAUCUCUUGCAGUGAUGCAGUUGAUUGAUGGCAUGUUGGUGAAAUGUUGUAUCUUUACAUCUGCACUCUUUCUGAAAUGUUGCAUGAACAUUUACACCGAGUGUCUGAAAAUGCCAAGUAUUAUAGCUACUGAGAUAUUUUAAAUGUUUGAAUUUGUUCAGGUUUACAUAUUCAUUGAAAAAAGAAUCUUGUGCAAUAUUUAUUAAAAUGUAGAUAUGCACAAGAAGAUAAAAUUUGCAAAAGGUUGAUUAUAGAUCAAAGCAUAUCUAAGAGAUAUUUUGGUUCAUAUCCUUCACCUGAGCAAGUCAGUUUGUCACAGAUCAUAUUGAAUUGUAGUUUUGUAUCGAAUGUAUUUUUGGUAAUAAUAAUAAUAAUAAUAAUUAAUAAUAAUAAAAUUGUCAUUGUCGUGCUGCAUGUUUACACUAACUGUGGUUGAUAAUUUUAUAUACAGAUUAUUGGAAUAGUUUUGAGAAGUAAAUUUGGGAAGUCUAAGUGAAAUGUUGCUUUGCAGUUUGGUUUUUUCUGACUGCGACUUGGUUCAUUUUUUGCUUUAAUUUACUUUUUAUAAAUAAUUGCAAAAGAUCUGAAUCUCGGUUAUGUAACCCCACAGUCCCAUUUAUGCUGUUCUACCUGAGGCAUGUAACCUCUUCCUACAGCUAUAAUUCUGAUCACAUCAAUGGUGGUACAGUUCUACACAUGCAUCGGAGCUCCUUUGCCUGCUCGACUGGGGUGAUUAGCAGCAAGCCAGAAAAAUACAAAGUGGGAUCCACAUGUUUAGUUUGGCUUUUUUCUUUUUACCUUUUUACUAAGCAUAGUCACUCCAAACUGGCGUGUAAGCUGUUUUUAAUUUUUAAUUCCCUGAGAUGUGUGGGAGAAUCCCUACUGUGUACUCACAAGCCCCUGUUCAUGAAUAAAGAGGCUCAUUAAACUGCAGCCAUUAUGUAAAAGCAAAUCCCAUUUAAAUAAGUAUUUAAUAUUGGGAUGCCAAAUUUACAAUUGUCUGAAAUUCUGAUUCCUAGUUUAGCAGCAGGUAAUUAGUUCUCUUAUUUAUCCAAAUUUCUCACCCCCUGAAGAUUUGUGUGCACAUUAUAUUUUAAUGGGAUUAACUCCAGGGAUAAUUGCCACUGGUCCCUAUGUCAUACUGAAUGUUGUUGUUUAACUAGCUGUUGGAUUUUUACUUAAUUCUAUUGAGUUCUUUCCAGCCAUUGCUUACAGAUAGGUUGGAAGCUAUAUAAAAUCCAGCAAUUAAGUCUGCAGUUUCCCUUGGACAAACAAAACGAAAAAAGAAAAUGUAAUAUGUGCCUCAUGCCUGAAUGUUUGUCUUUGAUUAAAACCCCUGCACCACUGUUGUAUUCUUUCCAGUAUCUUUUAUGUUUUGUUUAGAAGUUUGUCCCAGUGGGGAACCUGUAGAGAUUAUGUGGGGUGGUGUCAGAAAGAAAAAGAGAGGGAAAAGAGAAAGAGAAAAUGGAGUUGUUUCUGAAUAAACUCUUAGUUAAAUCUAGACAAGACUACUUUGUGUUUGUGAGGGAAGCACUAUAAAACAACAGUUUUAUAAAACAGGUUGUGAGGGAAAGCACUAUAAAACAACAGUUUGUUCUGUGUUGGUUUGAUUGGCAGAGCAGAACAUUUCCUAAUCUUCAAUAAACAGUAAUCUUCUAAGAAUUGGCCAUAGCGAAAUUUGCAAAAAUAAAAAAAAACACAAGCUCAGCUGAAAUCAGAAAAAUCAGGACUGUAACUUCAUUUUGGAUCAAUAAAUGUGUACAAGAAUAGGAAGUCUGAGAUGGCAAAUUGCUGACUCUGGAAUAGUCCCUAUUCAAGCUAUGCACUAUGAACUAAUUUCAUUGUAAAUCCUGUAAAGGUUGUACUAUUGUUCAAGAGUGUUUACCAAAUGAGUUGGUAUGAUUGAAUGCAUUGCUCUGAAAUAAAAGGAUUGUCGCUUUAUUCAUA
Molecule: messenger RNA, 14296 nt
Organism: Hemicordylus capensis (graceful crag lizard)
Lineage: Eukaryota; Metazoa; Chordata; Lepidosauria; Squamata; Cordylidae
Gene: TPBG
Product: trophoblast glycoprotein
Exons: 2
Coding region: 889-2061 (390 amino acids)
Biological process (GO): negative regulation of canonical Wnt signaling pathway
Cellular component (GO): plasma membrane
Molecular function (GO): protein binding
Source: RefSeq, a predicted model, not a curated record